Oncorhynchus kisutch (coho salmon) is the source of this 7806-nucleotide messenger RNA. RefSeq names its product TLC domain-containing protein 4-B. NCBI's taxonomy places the organism in Eukaryota, Metazoa, Chordata, Actinopteri, Salmoniformes, Salmonidae. The record is from RefSeq and is a predicted model, not a curated record. The coding region runs from base 377 to 1177 and encodes 266 amino acids. The transcript has 7 exons. Gene Ontology annotation, cellular component: membrane; endoplasmic reticulum. Gene Ontology annotation, biological process: lipid homeostasis.
GGGUGUGGCCAAGCCGAGGGGUGUGAGCUAAAGGGUGGGUGGUAUCUGCGUGUACGCGUCACAGGUUAGUGCUAGCUGUCAAUUGCUUAACAAAACGUCUACAACUUUAUAUUUUAGGCAAAACUUGAAACGCAUGGUGGCAGGGAAAUGAGCCUGGAAUCCGCAAUUAUCUAGCUACUGUAAUAGUUAUGCAUGAAUGCCGCUGCUUUCGUCGUAUAUCCCUUUUCACGAGGACUUACACUAGAGAGCUAGCUAGUGGGCUACUGCUAGCUAGCUGACUUGCUAAGUUCGCUACCUAAGAAAGUGAAAGAAGACGGCAGCUGAACAGAAGCUAUACCAACUUACUCAGACCUAUGCGACUGAUAUCAGGUGAGUGAUGGAGACAAGAGAGUUGACUGUGGUGGCUGGCAGCUUCGUGGGGUUUCAGCUGCUCUUCUCCGUGGCCAGCCCGCUGUUCUCCUCAACCUUCACCCCUGGCUACGGCCGCCUGCCCUCCAACAAGCUCACUGAGUGGAACUCCAGAUUGGUGUCCACUGUCCAUGCUCUGAUCGUGGGCCUCUUCUGUCUCUACAUCCUGUGGUUUGAUGAUUCUGUCAACGCAGACCCCGUCUGGGGGGAGCCUGGACUAGUGAAACUUAAUGUGGCCAUAACAUGUGGUUAUUUGCUCUAUGACCUUGUGCUUCUGGCCACUAACUGGAGCACAAUGGGGGACAGCUUUUUUGUCUGCCACCACUUGGCGGCGCUCUAUGCAUAUGGAUAUGUCUUGUCUCGUGGCGUGCUUCCCUAUUUCGCCAACUUCCGUCUCAUUUCAGAGUUAUCCACACCUUUUGUGAACCAAAGGUGGUUCUACGAGGUGCUGAAGUACCCUCGCUCGGACCGCUUGGUUGUGGCCAACGGCAUGGCCAUGGCAGUGGUCUUCUUCAUGGUGCGCAUCUUCGUCAUGCCUCCCUACUGGGCCCGGGUGUUUGCCACCUUCGGAACGGAGGCCUUUGAGCGCUUGGGCAUCGGUGCUCAGGUGGCCUGGAUCACAUCCUGUAUCGCCCUGGACAUCCUCAACACCAUCUGGAUGUACAAAAUCGCCCGCGGCUGCUACAAGGUCAUGAUGGGCGCCAGUGGCAGGAAGGCCAAAGAGGUCUCCCCGCUCAAGCAGAACCAUGUGAAUAACCACACAGAUUAAGAGAUACUGGCCGGAGGGAGGGGGGGAUAGACAGACUCUGUGGAAGGGAGACAGGAAGGACUUCAAGGGCUCUUAUAGCCCCUGCUAGCUCCAGCCUUGCUAUUAUCGCCAUACCUGGAAAUCAUGCAGCCGAAUGGGGUCAGGUCCUCAUCCGAUUCAGCCUCGCAGACUGGUCCCACACUAGCUUCUGUACCUCAGUGUUUCAUCAAUGGUAUGGUGGUACCCUGGCUGGGUUUGGUUGGAGAUGACAGAGUAGCUGUUAAGUACACUCAUUAUUGUUCAACUUCAACCCAAACUCAGUCAUCUGAAGUGCCUGUGAUGGACAGGUAGAAAGCAAUAAAAGAAGAAACCGUACUCUGGCUCUGUCAGACUCCCUCGCCCAUCAUCCUUUACUUUUUUCAGUUCCCUGACCCGUCCACCCAGAGGGGAGCCUCCUGCUUUUCCCUCAGAAUAAGGACCUCUUAGUGUGCUAGUUUGACAGACCGAGACACCACAAUGCCUCUUACUGCAUUUGCUGAUGGCCUCCUUUUUAUGAACACCACCUACAUCGCCAGCAGACCGGUCCCCCUCUCACAGCAACAGUUCAGAUGCACAUCCAGGGGAAAUGGAGACAGGGAUGUGGGGAUUGGCUCCUACCGCUGCUGCCAACUCUCCGGAAUCAUGUUUUUCAUUGGACGCUUUUGCCUCAUCUCGUCCAGGGUCUGGCUGUGCUCUGUUUGGGUCUCAGUUAUCCCAUUUGUUCCUCCUGUUACUCAACAUCAAAACCAGGAAUUGACAUCAACGCGUCUUAACUUCACUACACUAUCAUAACCCUCUGUUACAGCUGAGCGGUUAAAUCCAUCCAGUUUGAUGCUUCUGUUCUACCUCUCCCCUGCCUUAUAAAGAUGUGUCAGUCCCUCCAUAUGAGAAUAAUCACAAUGAGUUGUUUUCUCCUUCUGUAAUGAUGUUUUAGCCUUUGGAAAGAUCUCAUCCAUUAUCUCUAGUAUCUCUCUAGUGGACUGGAAAGGACGUUUUCUCUGUUUCUCUGGAGAUUUUCCCAGCCACUUCAGUGUAACACUACUUUUAGACACUAGAACAAGUGUUGUGUUUAUCUAAGGUACCUCUGGGGAUUUUAACUUCCAUUUUUCUCUAUUUUCUGUGUUCUAUUGAGAACUGAAUUUGGAACAAGAGCAGGUCCCUUUAGGGGGGGGAAAUUCUCCUGUUUUAGGUGCUGUUCUGCCUACAGAGUGGCAGCCAUAGGAAUGCUGGAAAUGUGAUGUUCCCAAUCGUUUCUUUAGAUAUUCAUGUAAGAUCAAUUAUGAAUGACCUAUCUGACAAGAACAGCCAUACGCUGGCAAUGUUGUACUAUAUGUGUAGCCAUGUAAAGUCCUACUGUAUUACUCAGUUGGAAAUCUUCCUUUCAAAUCAAGUUGAUUUGAUUGAUUCAAAUCACAGAGCUUGUUAAGGAAAUGUUGGAUUAUGAUUUAUACUCUAGAUCACUAAACAGGAUAAAUAUGAAUUGCAUUAAUCUAUGGGUUCCUCUGCACUUCAUUUUAAUCAGUGUAUUUGAUGUUUUUCACCCAGCUGUAUUGAGUGCAUGUUAAGUGUUUUGUUUUCUGUCCUCCUCCUGUCCCUAAAGCGUUGACGUCGUUUGGGACGGGGGGUCUGAAAUGUUUGACUUUUCACUGUGGAAUGAAAGCACACUCCCCAUGGUGGAGCAAUAACCUUUUGAGCCCCUCCAUGUACCACCGAGGAGGGUUGUAUUGUCGUGCCUUUACGCAAACAGGAAAUCUAUUGCAGUCCGGUAGAGAUUAGCAUGACAUUUUAAUGUAAAACUGCUGUUUGUUUUCCUUUUUUCUCGCUAUUGUAAUCUCUUCUCUCUAUGUAUAUUUUUGUACCCUGCACAAUAAUGAAUCCAGACCAGUAUUCUCCAAAGUUGACCCCUCUGUAGGGCCUGCUUGUUUUUCUCCUGAAUACGGGAGCGGGCCCCGAUUUCUAAAUGUUGUGGUGGUUCUAGUGGCAUUAGGAGGAGUGGGAAGUGGCCUAGAGGCUGCUGGUUAUGAUCAGAAUGAAGAUGAGAUUGGAAAUGUAAUUAUUGUUUGUGUAGUUAUUCAGCUACUUCAGCUCUGUUGAGAAGCUAGUGAGAUUCAGCGCACUCUUUUUCACCCAGUCCUCCAAUACGUCAAGCUGUGAAUAGAGCAACAUGUUUGUAUCAUUCAUCAGUCAAGAAAACAGCUGAGUACAUGUGUAGCCUGAUGAUGAGAUUUCUGGUUCACCAGUAGGCUGUGGUGUGCAUUUAAGUCUGCUUCGGAUGCCUGUGAGAGAGGCUGUACUUCUGCACAAUGUCCAAUGUUUGUACAAACUAUUAGUUGGCUGUGUAGUGUUUGUCACUUGACUUCAGUGUGUCUGUGGUGUGUUGAAUUGCAAUGUAGACCUCUGGGUGAUUUUUUUAAAAAUAGUUAAUGUUUUGGUUUUUGGAAAUGAGGAAGUGACACGGCGGUUUCUGUAACAUCAUGCCCGAGUGCACUUGUAUCUGCAAGAAAUAACCGUGUGGCCUUCUAUCCCGUUUGAAAGGCUAGCAUUGUGUAUUAAGAGAAGGUACAGAGGGUCUCAGGCCCUGGUGAGAAAUGAGAACAUGUUGUAGCUCCUGGAAGAACUGGUAGAACUGUUGCAUUUCAGCUGCAUUUCAUCUCUUUUGUAAGGUUGAACUUAGCAGCGUCACAAGACUUUUAGCCAUUUGAUACUAAAUGUCAUGGAUUAGCCAGAAAAUAACCUUUGACUGAAUCAAUGAAUUCUUGCCCCAGCUUUUUGUGGACUCUCUCGGAUAGUCCUGCUUCACCUGUGGAGCAGAUCUGUAGAGCGCAGCAGUCGCAUCCUUUCAGUCACAAGGAGGUGCGGAGAUGGAACAAAUUAAGUCAAGAAAAUAACUAAUAUUCAUGAUGGUGAUGAAACGAGUGAACAUGAACUAAUGAGGAAAAAAAGCAUAGAUCAAAUGUUGCCAGUGGAUUUUUUAUUUUUUCAUUUUAAUGCAAUGACAUUUGUUUAUUUUCUGAAUAUUUUAAAUGUGAAAAGAACAAUACACGGGCCUUAGGGUCCCUGUCUCAACACCAUGUGAUUUAGUGACCACUACUAAUGAUGUUGUUGUAGCACUGAAAGUUGAAACUUACUUGAAAGUUUUGCUCUUCAAUAAAUUUGAAGACAGAAAAAGCAAUAGUCUCAAUCAUUGCUUUUUGGCUUCAGAGUAUCAAUUCAAACACCAUUGACUUUCAUGUAUUUUGUUUACACUGGUGCACACAAAUAGACAAUUUUAUGAAAAUACUGCAUGUUGGCUGCAUCGUAGUCAGAAUGCGUACAGCAGUGUUAGAAGGCUUAGAACUAUCCAAGGUUUGUCUGGCUCAGUCCAGUCUAGCUAGUCCAUCACAUUUUAAUUGUCACAUGCUUCGGAAACAACAGGUGUAGACUAACAGUGAAACGCUUACUUACGGCCCCUUCCCAACGAUGCAGAAUAAAAGUAACACGAGAAAUAAAUACAUAAUGAGCAAUGAUAGUUUGGCUGUAUACAGGGGGUAGCAGUACAGUCUGUGCAGGGGUCCGAGGAAAUGGAAGUAGAUAUGUACAUAUAGGUAGGGCUACUGAGUGGCGCAGUGGUCUAAGGCACUGCAUCUCAGUACUAGAGGUGUCACUGCAGACAACCUGGAUGGAAUCCAGGCUGUAUCACAACCGGCCGUGAUUGGGAGUCCCAUAGGGCGGUGCACAAUUGGCCCAGCAUCGUACGGGUUUGGCCGUCAUUGUAAAUAAGAAUUUGUUCUUAACUGACUUGCCUCGUUUAAAGGUUGCAUUCAAAAAAUGAAACGGGAUAGUGACUAGGCAACAGGAUAGAUAAUAGUUACCUGUGUGAGAGGGUGCCAGCUACCGCUCCUCUUCUGCCCGUUCUACAGGAGUUAGAGAGAAAGAAGCAUCUGAACCACUGUUUGGCUCUGAUAGAAUCCAGCUCUACCGUGUGCGCCGGUCAAGGGGCUGGGUCACAGACUGGGCCUGGAGAGCGUUACCAAACAUGGUCACAUGAGACUCGAGGAAAAUCUCUUCUGCUACACACACACACUAUGUCACCUACACUAGUACACAACAUAAAUGCACAGACGUCAGUGCUUGUAAUGUAGUCUGACUGAAUCUGCAAAUCUGGUGCUGCUUGGAUCACAAAUCUGUCUGUUUACUGUAAGUGGAUAGUGUAUUUGAAAACACUGAUUCAAUCAUUUAGGUCUAUAAGUAUUAGUGAAGUCUCCUUUUCCAUUUUUCCAUAGCAUCUUUACAGCUUUCAGCAGUUCCAUUCAGUAAUCAAGCUCCCCAUGUCUUUAACCAGCACUAUUGAGCAGCAUAUUGUUACAUUAAAGUAACAAAUGCAGUAUUGGGAUGUUUGAGGAGGUAUUUGUGCAGUAAGCUUUCCCAGACUUAAAAAAACUACUCUGAAAUCAACAUUCCAGACUUCUGAGAGGCUAUGAAAAUAACCCUUUUUUUUUUUACAAGGUACUUAAAACCCUUGACAAUUCAGUGGGGAUUUAACAUGACUUUUAACCAGUUUAUUAAAUAGCACUUUGCUAUCAGAUACUAUACACAAACACUUUAUAAAUGCACACAGACACUUGGGUAUUAAUUCACCAAAAAAUGUAUUAGUCAAGCCCAUAUUUUGUUUCAACUUUCAGUCCUACUGUACAUAGACACCCCAAAUUAUGAUGCUAAGAACCCAGCCUUCUGAAUUCUUCUCAGCCUAGGUUGAGGAGGCCUUCUACCGUAAAUAGCCAGACAGAGUUGAUGAGGGUGUGGAGAGGGGGGAGCUGGAACUUUGGAAAUGCCCCUCUACCAUCCAGAACAGCAGUUUUCUGUCUCUCGCUGCUUCUCCAUGUUUCUCAACAGUUCCAGCUACACACGUGCACAUUAUUUCUUUGCUUUGUCAAAUAUUAUGACUUGCACAAUUUGUCUGCCUCUCUUGGAUCUCGUAGCUCUCCCGAAGCCUCAGUCUUCUCAUCUCCCUUUGCCUGAGCUCUGUUUUUAGCCUAGGUGUCCUUCCUACCAAGGUGUACCCUCUCUAAUGGCUCUUUUCUUGUGUUUCUAAUUCAGUUUGAAUUUAAAGUUGUAAAGUUAUCCAAACCUUGUCAUCUCAAGACCCCAGCAUGUUAGCGUUCAAAUAAACAGGCCAUCAUAAGAGGUUUCCAAUCUGGAGGUGUGGAUAUGUUCCCUAUGCUUCCUCUCACUGUACAUGACCCACAACAGACCCACUGCACAGCAAACAUGUAACAGUAGUUCAUUAUCAGUUUGAGGGAUUCCACUUUCACAUCACAUUACAUCUGGGCUGCUCCAGCCAGUUACGGCCCUUCCUUCUCCCAUCAUGCCCAAAUAAAGUGUCCAAAUUCCUCUCAUGUGCCUCUUCUCUCCUUGAGAUGUUUAUAAGACCCUUGCUUGGUCCCACACUCAGCUACUCUCUCUCUCUGUGCUUCUGUAUUUCACUGACAGUCUGUUUAUGGCCACGUUACACAAGGCUUCACUAUAAUUUGAGUUUGUCAUCACAGUCGCAGCCUCAUACCUAAAGUAAGACUUUAAGGUGAGCUUUAACGGGGCAAUCAGUUAUUACAUCCUUUUUUAGACAUAAAUGAAUGUUUCCAUUGAUUCUUGAAGAAUGUAACUUAAAUGCCUCAUGAGCUUAGUUUUAAUGUCUUGCCCCCAUCAGAACCCCAAAUAUAAGCCUGUUUUACUCUAAUGUUUGUAAACAAAAUCAAUGUAAACAAACACUGUAUAGCCUCAAAACAUGGUUAAAACUAUAAUGUUGAUAUCAUGGAUGGUCAGUCCUUGCAUCCAUAGGUCUGUCUAUGAAUUUGAGAGUGAUUACAUUUCUACAGCUCCAUCCCUCAGCUUUUUACCAAAACAGUGGUUAUUUUUUCAACUGCUGAUUGGCCCUUUAUGGUGUAUGAGUCCUAUCUUCACAAACCAGCUCUAUCUAAGCUUUGCUUAGUGUAUCUUUUUCUGGUCAUUGUUUGUUAAAGUGUGCACUCUCAGAUUCACAGUGUUCCUCAAACUCUUCAUGACUAUGUGCUGAUAUUAAACGUCAACUAUUGGGUUAUAACGUAGUUGUUAACAUUGUUAAUGGUGCUCAGUAGUUAGAUAGGUAGCCCAGUAAGAGUCUAAGCUUCAUAACCUCUUGGUUUAUACACUAUAGACUAUUGUGUGUAAAGAUGUCUGCCAAACUCAAACGUCUACUACCACUACAGCUAGCCUAUCAGGUUGAAACUCAUUUAUCGUCAAAAAAUGUGUGACCUUUUCCACACAAAUGCAGUGCAAUUGCAAUCGUCUGAGCUGAGGCAUUAUGACUCUUCUCAACCCAAAUCAUUUACUUUUAUAAUGUUGGCAGGUCUGUGAUCUUCUAGAAACCAUUAUAAAACAGGUAUUUCACCGCUGGUGGAAAUAGCUCAUUUGUCUUUGUCGCAGGCAGAGAAAGUACACCUGACUUCCACUCUUCUUCAUUUGAGAUGCCCUGCAAAAAAAACACAUUGGUGUCCCAACGAUAUGCUCCAACAUGUAAUUACACUGUAACUGGAAUUAGUCAUUAAUUGUCCAUCAUUGUCUAGGAACCUCCAUAUUAAAAACCACUUGGAAUCAUG